GGCGCGAUUGGUUGGUAGUGUGUGUUAAUUAUUUAAGCUGCUAAUUGCACUUUCUUCGGCUUAUCAACCUCUUCACGUCACAAAGGCAAGCUUCGCUGAACUGCAAUGAAAUAUUAAUAUCCUAGAGCGAUUUUUGAAGCGUCGCUUCUUGGUGAUGAAACGCUAUUUGGGUACACAGAUGUUUGUGGGCCUAGAUACAGGCAAAUUGAGAAUUGCGUUUUCCUGUUGAUUAACCACGGACACAAGCGAAAGUUGACAAGAUGAGGAUUUUUGUGCUUUUCGACAGGAUUAGACAUUUACUAGACGUAGAAGUUGGGCAAACAGUGAGCGAGAUAAAAGGUACUCUUCGAAAGAAACUCGAUUUGGACACGGUGCAAAGCGAAGAUGGCGAGAACGACAUGCUUAUGGCGAUUAAUUACGCGGGAUCGAAUUUAGAAGACGAUUGGGUUUUCACGGAUAUUAGUAUUCCGCCAGGUGCAACACUGAGAUGCGAACUGCUAGAAAAUGUUAAAACUUAUCUUAGUGUCACCUGUUCACAUUUGAACGAAACGCUUAAGUUUACCGAAUGGUUUGAUGUAUGGGAGACAAAAGUGGGACAUUUUAAAACGAUGAUUACGGAGAAGACAGGGCUACACGUCAGCGUUUUCCGCCUCGUUUCCUUGGAGGGAAAAGAAAUGUAUGACUGUCACCCAUUGAAGAAAUAUUCCGUCGAUUACGGAGACACGAUUCGUUUGGAAAUAUGGAAUGGCUGGGGUGCGUUUCUUAAAUCUGCCACUUCAGGGCAGUUAACACCGACCAUAAAACACAUGGUUAGUAUUCACGACGAUCCAUUAGUCUUUAAGUACCAGCUUCGGGUAGCGCUGUUCAUUGCGGCUCAUUUCAAUUACACCCAACUCGCCACUCAACUGAUCAAGAGCGGGGCAAGAUGCGACGAGCCGGUCGGAGAGCAUCCUGUGCGAGAGUGGUGCAACAAGGAAGUGCAUCCGGAUCAUUUAAAGACGCCAGUUCACGAGGCCGCACAACACGGCAGCCUUAAUUGUCUACAGAAAUUCAUCCACCACAACUACGCCUGCAUCCUUGCCAAGGACGCACACGGUCUGACACCGUGUAAUAUCGCACGAAGGUACAGGAAAACCGAGUGUUUCAAGCUGCUUAUUGCCGAGCAGUUUCGCUCUCGAAGUACAUGCGGUUUGACGCUAGGAAUAUACUGGCGCGUGCGAAAAUGGUGCGAACGCGCCCGUGAUAGAGCUAUUGUCUUCCAUAAGCAUUCACCUAACCCCCUUCUGCUGGCAAUGGAAAAUAGAACGUACCGAAGUGCCGUGGUGGGACAAAAAGUGCAAGUUGACGGCUUCGGGGAGAAUAUGCAAACUGGCACCUCAAAGAUACAGCUCUCUUUGGAACUCAAGAGUGUGAAAAAUAAGCCAACGGCAGGUGGACAAAGUGGUACAAGUUUGAAAUCAAUACACAGUGACAAAUAUGGUAAUUCCUCGGGAAGUGUCGAAAUUAUGAGUUUUCAUGAAAAAGGCGACAGUGCCGAUUCGGGAAACUAUUCAAGCGAAUCGAGCGAAGAAUCGAACAACGACCGAGCGACUUGUGCGGAUUGCUUGUUACCGUCAGUUUCGAAACUGCGUAGCCAUGGCGAUAUUUCGAAACUGGAAACUUCCAUAAAACACAAGUUGCAAAUUAAGAAUGCGAAUCAAGAAAGACGCACAGCGAAUCAACAUAAAGCGUACAGAUGGAGAGAGAGAGAAGACAGCGAAAUCGUCUUUUUCUGCCAGUCGUCGAGGCAUCACAAGGAAAAACAAACAGACAGUGAAACAAAAACUGAUCAGCGGGAGAGCAUGCCACUGAUUUCAACAAACACAAGCCUGGUCGGAGUAAACAAAAGCGACAAAAAUAUUGAUAUUCAAAUUAUCGAUGAAUCCGGAAAUCAGAGUGCCCACGACUUUUUUGUCACGCAAGAGGUUGCAGUGAGCUCGCAAAAAAAGCCUUAUGAAGCAAAAAAUACAUUAAAAGAAGAAACAAACGAAUCAGCUGAUCGAAUACCGCCCAUUAAACCACCCAGCGAUGAUUUAAGUUUGAAUCAUGUUAGAAUAGACAUCUCCUCGGCAACAAAAUCGGUGAAGAGUUCUAAAACUGACGGCAUGCUUCUCAAGCAACGCCGUAGAACUCUGUCCCUUCAUUCAACGCCUAAACGCCUUCACAGCGCCAACCAACGUCGCCGAGCCAACUCCAGCGAGGAUUUGAGCCUGCAGUUGACUCGCAUGUACAGCAGAGUUACAGGACAAGACAUGCAUGAGGCGGCGAAGGAAAGCAUGGGUGUUGCUAUGACUUUUAGGAAGAAACGAUGGUUACAGCAAGUUCACAUGGCAAUCGAGCUGAAUAAUAACAAUUUUAACAGACAGCUUCACGGGUAUAAAGGGAAGUACGGAGCAGGUCAUGUUUCUUAACAUUGUGGCUGGGAUUAAUAAAAAAUCAAUUUCGAAUUGAUGAUACUCGCAACAACGUUUUUUUUUUUCGUGAAACAAACAGCAAGAACUAAAGGAAAACCCUUAUCACAGAGUUUACACAUUUGAGAAUUUAUGAAAACGCUGACAUAAACAAAUGUUUAUCAUUGAAUUCAUGGCAGGCAGCAAAGUUCAAUUUUUGCCAUGUGCUUGGAUCGUGUAUGUGUUACUAAAUCUCUCUGAUGUUAUACAAUAAUACUUACUCUAGCUAUUUGACGAAAUCCUCGACAAAGACAACGAAAGGAGUUUCCAGGACACUGUAUCUGAGAAAAAGUGAAUGAAUGUUAUCGUCAAACAAUGUCAAAACAUUUACCAUAAAUCAUUUUGUACAAAUCAAAUUGUCUGAUGUUUAAAUUGCUUUCAGACAGAGUUUUCCUUUCAAGCGGUGUGAGCUAAAAGCUACUUCGUUUUCCCAUGUUUCUCUAAAAAUGAAUUCUGAAGGGUUUCGAAGGGUUUUUAAAACAACUUGGCGAGUUUUGGUGCACUAUGUACAGAGCCUUUUCUCUUGAUAAACGAGUUAGUGACGGCCUACGCUCAAGUAGCAAAUAAGUGACUGUUGCCAAAAAAAAAGGGUGACGUUUCUUUCUCGUCUCCCUUGAGUGCUUUAAUGGCCUUGUUUGCUCGAAACGCCUCAAGAGAAGGCUUAAAUCUAAAGCCAUUCAUAACAUGCCACCAGCUAUUAAACGAUGACUCAGUGCGACUUGUACUCGUUUUAAUAAGGGUCUUUUGCCCUCAGAAUUUGAGCUAAACCAUUUUUACUUUACCUACUGAUGUCAAAUUCCAAAAAGGACAAUAAAUCGCCACUUUACCAAUUUA
This is a messenger RNA of Stylophora pistillata, 3323 nucleotides long. RefSeq lists its product as uncharacterized. Gene Ontology annotation, molecular function: protein binding. NCBI's taxonomy places the organism in Eukaryota, Metazoa, Cnidaria, Anthozoa, Scleractinia, Pocilloporidae. The record is from RefSeq and is a predicted model, not a curated record.